CAUGAACGUCUCCUUCUUCGAUGUGACCCAGGGCGCACUGUUUAACGGGAGUCAGACCCUCGCCGGGACUCUGGCGACUUACUCCGGCAAUGGCACCGACAACGUGGUGACCGGCGAUGGCGGAGGCUCCCUAGUGCUGCUGCAAGACGAGCGCAAACUAUUUGUCAUGCGUGUGGUGCAGAUCGCGGUGCUGUGCGUGCUGUCGCUCACCGUCGUAUUCGGUAUAUUUUUCCUCGGGUGCAACCUGAUGAUCAAAUCGGAGAGCAUGAUCAACUUCCUGGUGAAGGAACGGAGACCCUCCAAAGACGUGGAGACGGUCAUGAUCGGGCUCAGCUAGAAUAGGGGGAAGCAGGUACAGUGGAGAACUGGAGCGGAGAUCCGGUAUGAGGAUCUGGUGCGCAUUUCCAGCCGCAGGUCAAGACCUGCACCUGCAUGUACUUUAAAAGACGCUCUCUCUCUCUCUCUGUGUCCUAGUGAGGAAAGAUAUGCAAAAACUUCACAUUUCCUUCCGCAAAUGACCACAGGAAAGUAGUCCAGCGACCAAUGUUUGUGCGUAAAGUUUGUGCCUAAGCAGGCAAUUGUUUACACGUGGGCCGAUCUGUUGAAUCUAUUGAGUGAAUUUCAAUAUUGCCAACUCGAACAAAGUGACGAAAAUGUUUACAAGCGGUUACCUCAAAUUUGUGUAUUCUUUUUUCUUCCUUUUUGUAAAUUUGAAAUGAUCGUUAAUGAAUGUUUUUAAAACUGUCAAAAGCAUGAUUGUGGGUCUGCCAGUGUACUCCGUGGACUUGAUGGAUAUGUGGGUAUUCUCUAUACAAAGUAUUUUUCUUGGUCUCGUUUUGUAAAUACUCUUAAGUACUGAAAACUUGCACGUUUUUCAACAGAUUCCGUCACAGCUUUAUGGGGUGGUUCUGGUCCUGUUUGGCAUGCUCGCUAAUUGAUCUGUAAAGUGAUUUUUGGACCCGUUUUGCACUUUUGAAACCACUGAUGCUGCAUGAAUUAUUUUGUACCAAAAAAACUUUGAACUUGAAACUGCAGCAUGCAAUUAAAACACUGAAACGAC
Messenger RNA from Seriola aureovittata, 1060 nucleotides. RefSeq names its product reprimo-like (gene rprml). The record is from RefSeq and is a predicted model, not a curated record. NCBI's taxonomy places the organism in Eukaryota, Metazoa, Chordata, Actinopteri, Carangiformes, Carangidae. The coding region runs from base 2 to 337 and encodes 111 amino acids. The transcript has a single exon.